Molecule: messenger RNA, 556 nt
Organism: Daphnia carinata
Lineage: Eukaryota; Metazoa; Arthropoda; Branchiopoda; Diplostraca; Daphniidae
Gene: RpL40
Product: ubiquitin-ribosomal protein eL40 fusion protein
Exons: 3
Coding region: 118-504 (128 amino acids)
Biological process (GO): translation; protein ubiquitination; modification-dependent protein catabolic process
Cellular component (GO): ribosome; nucleus; cytoplasm
Molecular function (GO): structural constituent of ribosome; protein tag activity; ubiquitin protein ligase binding
Source: RefSeq, a predicted model, not a curated record
UUUCAGUAACACUACGGCAGCACUGGAUCAGUUUCCGUUUGGGCCGGCAGCCAUCUUUCUCUCAAAAGCCGUAGAAGACAUCGUUUUCUCACGUCUGCAGCGUGUCAGGGCAACAAUAUGCAGAUUUUCGUUAAAACUUUGACGGGUAAGACCAUCACCCUUGAGGUCGAACCGUCUGAUACUAUCGAGAAUGUUAAGGCGAAAAUCCAGGACAAGGAAGGUAUUCCUCCUGAUCAGCAGCGUUUGAUUUUUGCUGGCAAACAGCUUGAAGAUGGCCGUACUCUCUCUGAUUACAACAUUCAGAAAGAGUCAACUCUCCACUUGGUGUUGCGUCUGCGUGGUGGUGUCAUUGAGCCUUCUCUGCGUAUCUUGGCUAUGAAGUACAACUGUGACAAGAUGAUCUGCCGGAAAUGCUAUGCUCGUCUUCAUCCCAGGGCAACCAACUGUCGCAAGUCAAAGUGUGGUCACACAAAUAACUUGCGCCCCAAGAAGAAGCUGAAAUAAAUGUAUUCACAGGCAUCUUGCUUGGAAACGAAAUACAAAAGUUUCAAUGGUA